CAGUUGAGGAGCCGUUGUUCAAACCCAUAGGAAUUUGAAAAUUCAAAUCAGUCCGGCGAACAACGAACACUGAGCUGGAAACGACGGGGAAGUAGAAGGGCCGAUGCUGAAGCUAACUAUGGAGAAGGGGCCGCUAGCCGGCCAAGCCGUUGAAUUGAAACCCGGAAUUUCCGUUCGGGUCGGCCGGGUUGUACGGGGAAACAAUCUCACCAUUCAAGAUUCCGGCAUCUCCUCCAAACACCUCACCAUCGAAUUCAACUCCUCCGACGGCGGGAAAUGGUUCAUCCGCGACCUCGGAUCCUCAAACGGCACCUUUCUCAACGACGGCAAGCUCGAUCCGUCCUGCCCCGCUUGCCUCUCCGACUGUGACGUCAUCAAAAUCGGCGAGCUAACUUCUAUCAAGGUUCAGAUAGGAGAUGCCGCCCGCGCUCGUACUAGGUCAAGGCGAAACGCCGGUAGGAAAGCGGCAACUGACGCCGCAAUAAGCGAUGCGGCGGCGGAGAAUUGCGAAUUAGGGUUAGUGAGUGAAGAUGACAACCGCGCAUCUUCUAGGCCAAGGCGAAACCCUAGGAGGAAAGCGGCCACAGACACCACAACAAGCGAUGACGGAAAUGCGGCAGUGAAAUGUGAAUUAGGGUUAGUGAGUGAAGAUGCCAACCGCGCAUCUUCUAGGCCAAGGCGAAACCCUAGGAGUAAAGCAGCCACAGACACCGCAACAGCCGACGACGGCGAUGCGGCUGAGAAAUGUGAAUUAGGGCGAGUGGAUGAAGAAUUGGGGAAUAAUAACAAGGGGAAGACGGGGAGGCCUCCUCGUCCUCGUACUCGGACUCAGGCUCAGAGGGACAGUGAAAGCGUCAAGGCCGAACUUCAACCUGAGGGUACUGGAUUGGAAAAUGCAGGCAUUAGUAUGACAAGGAGCUCGAGCAAGGCAGAGAAUUUCGAUGGUGGGGCUUCUCAGGUUGAAACUGAUGACAUUGAGAUAGUAGAGAAUUCGAGUGCCAUUGAAACAGUGGCACAAUUUGCAGAUGAAAAUGGUGAUCAAAGAAGGACUAGGAAUGCCCGGGGGAGAGGAAGAGGAAGAGGAAACAGGGAACUAAGAAACCUUGUUCCAAUUGAGCAGCCUCUGACGAAGCCAAAAAGGGUCACCAGAAGCAAAAAACAGAUCAAUUUACAGGCAGAGAGUGUUACCACGGAAGAAGAGGAGGGAGCAGCAAAAAUGUCAAUAUCUAAGGAGCACGCACAAUGUAAAGUUGAGGCAAUUCGGAGCAUGGAGGAGGAACGGCAAGUGGAAGGAUAUAAUGCAGUGGAGGAGCUGGUGAAUCUCAGAGAAGAAGGUAACAACGGUGUAUUAAAUACCUCUGGUGCAAACAAGGACAAAAAUGGUGUUUUGGAGCGAGCUAAAUGUCAAGAUGAAUCAAUUCAGCAUAUGGAGGAGGAUGGGCAAGUAGAAGGGAAUCAUACAGUGGAGGAGCAGCUAACUUUUGAGGAAGAAGCCUGCCAAGGUUUACCCAAUGUGUCCGGUGGAAACAUGGGCAAACCUGAUGUUGAAGAAGUGAACUUGGAAAUUUUGACUCUAGGAGAGUGGCUCGAUUAUUUGGAGAUUUAUGUCCCAAAACAAAUAAUUGAUGUCACAGAGGAGAUGAUAUUGGAAAUGAGAAAAAAGGCCGAGAAAUUGCAAGAAUUUAUGCUGCAUCAGAAGAACGCCAAGGAGAACACGUAGCAGUUAUGGAGUAGACUGCAUAUCACGGUGGUUGGUAAAUGCGUUUUAAAUUUAACAUGGACAUAUUAGAUCUUAAUUCAAAUGUGUCAUGCUCAUAGGAUUAUCUUCUUAUAAUCCUUUGAUUCACUUUACGCCCAGUGUUUGUUCUCCUAUUUGUACUUGGUAACAAAAACUUUUGUAUUUUAACCAUUGUCCUAUAUACAUUGUCUUUCUCUCAAAAUGCUCUAAGCUUAAAUUGUUACCAAAAAAAAAAAAAAGAAGAAAAAAAGAAGAAAACAGUUGAGAAUUCACAAAUGGUGUGGAUAGCUUAUUCAAUUUCCCAAAAACACAUCUGAACAUGACAAUUGGUAUGGGCCACAUUCUCCCUGUGCUAAGCAAGGACUCAGGAGAUCUUUUUCAAGAACACACAGAGAAAGUGAAGUGUCUAAGGGGCAUUUUGCAGUUUAUUUUGGGGAAGGGAAGAGAAGGAAUUUGUCAUUCCAGUUUGAUAAGGACCCUUCACUGAAUUUGGAUUCGAUCAUCCAAUGGGUGGACUCACAAUACCUUGUAUGGAGGAUACCUUCUAACAGCAAAAAUGUUAAGUACAUAGAAACAGAGAAGGAGAAGUGCGUUUCUUUCCAUCCAUAAAGGCAAUUUCAUCAACCAUAAAUUAGAGGUGUCAGAGCAGCAUCAGAGUUACGUUACUUGUGCUUAGCAACAAUCAUCUUCACCUUCUAAUUUGCUGCAAUCAUCACACACCAAUCCCCGUCGCAGGACGUCCCCAUUGCAAGCUGCCCGCCCUUUGCUUACUGUUGUAGCCUGUAGGUCAUCCCUCACUAGUUGUUCAUUGGCCAUUUGCCGCUCGCCAAAUCUAAUAAGCAACAGUGUAGCUGUGAGCGGCAUGGAAGCUGAGAAAGUUUUGAUGGAUUACUACAUUCCUGAUUACAUACUUUUGCCCAGAAUAGAAGUAACUGUGAAUCAUGACUUACCUGCUUGACCUGUCAAAGUGCUUAUCAAUUUUAAAAGUGGUGGCCAGCUUGGGGGUGAACUUCUGUUGACAUAUCGCACUCUUCUCAACCAAAAUCAGGGUUAUGACUUGCAAGAAGGACUCCCGACAAGGUCCGACACCAGGUUUAUUCCAACUUGGAAAAGCAUAAGCAAAAUGGAGAUAGCUAGUCUUUGGAAAUUGAUAAAAGACUGAGAAUCAUUGUUGCAGGCGGGGAUGAAACCACUAGCUAGCUUCUUGGAGUGGUUUCAGAUCUUAAAAUAGCUUGUUUAUACUUCACAGUGGAAAAAAUCUUGGUACAGACUGCAGUUCUCUGUGAAAGCCUUCUUGGAUCAAGUAAGGAAUGCAAAAGAGAUGAGAGUUGACAGCUGGCAUAUUCUUAUGUGAAUGAGGGCUCCUAUUGAAGGUUCUUGUGACCCUAUUGCGCCUCUUGAGCUGCCACAUUCAAUGCAUGUGUUUAAGGGGGCGUCUCAAGCAGAUGCAUUAAAUGAGUGUUGUAGGUCCUUGCUUCUAUUCUAGGAUGGAAAGACAUAAUUACUAGGGGAUUGUAGAGGGGAUGAAGCUAGAUAGGGGAUACAUCUCUCCAUAUUUCAUUACAAACCAGAAGAACAGAAAUGUGUAAGUUUUCAUGGUUGGUAUACUAUUGCAAUUAUUAUUUACAUGCAAAACAUAAUUCUUCAUAAAUACUUGCUUACAACUCUAUUGUGAAAAUCUCAAGCAUAAAUGCUAUUGUCAAAAUCUUGGAGUUGGCUUUGAAGGUAUCAGAUUCAUCAAUCUUUACCGGGGAGUGGAAAGAAAUAUUCAUCUUAAAUAAAGCUGGAAAUCUCUUGCAUAAGAGCAUCACGUUGAAUGAAAUACAAUGUUGCGUUAUAUUUUUCAUAUAACACAUACUUUUUAGUUAUAAAUGGAAUUUAAUUAAUAUGUAGACUAUUGUGUUUGAAUAUUGUUAAAUGUUACUCGUAUUAUUUGACAAGUAUUAUUUACAAUUGAUUUUUUUAAUA
This is a messenger RNA of Ipomoea triloba (trilobed morning glory), 3706 nucleotides long. RefSeq lists its product as uncharacterized. Gene Ontology annotation, molecular function: protein binding; mRNA binding. NCBI's taxonomy places the organism in Eukaryota, Viridiplantae, Streptophyta, Magnoliopsida, Solanales, Convolvulaceae. The coding region runs from base 104 to 1720 and encodes 538 amino acids. The record is from RefSeq and is a predicted model, not a curated record. The transcript is spliced from 7 exons.